Molecule: messenger RNA, 741 nt
Organism: Miscanthus lutarioriparius
Lineage: Eukaryota; Viridiplantae; Streptophyta; Magnoliopsida; Poales; Poaceae
Source: the annotation of a GenBank genome assembly
AUGGUCAUCAAGAAUGAUGCAGCGGCAGUUGAGAUAGUCAGGGAAUCCUUACAUGCGGUGGCCAAGCUUACAAGAGGGACAGGUGAGUGCAGUAGGAAAUUAUGCCAUGAGUUAACAACAAAAUAUGGCAGGACAGCUGAAAACAUACUUUGGAUCUUGGGCAACAGUGACGACCAAGACAUGAGAAUGCACGCUGUCGAGAUUCUCUCGAGGCUAACUUUGGAUGCACCAAGAAUGCUUCAGUUUACUGUCGAGCUGCGACGCCUACUCCUUGAUUCUCAGGACAACCCACUGAGGACUGAGGCAGGGAAAGCACUGAUCGCCCGUGGAGACGAAUUUCCAGACAUUCAGCAGCUGGUCACAAUCAUGAGUGCUGAUGCCGCAUACAGUAAGGAGUACAGGACGGUACUUGAAGCGAUAGUGACUGAAACUACCCAGCUUGACAUGAGUAGCAGCAAGCUUCUCGUGUCGUCCUUAGGCCUCGCAGUGCAGAUACGCGAGAAGCUUGCGACAGCAGAGGCUUUUGCUUAUGCGCUCACAGGGCUUCCAUUAAUGGGGAACAAUAUUUUUGCAGAGAAGCUGAAGAGGAUCAUUGAGAUAACAAACGACUGUAAGAGCAAGGAUGAAGUCUGCGUGGCGAUCAUGAAGUCCGCGACUAAGCUGGUUACGUGGAUGACGGAAAUCGACACCGCCAUCAGCCCCGGUUAUUACAUGGAGUACUGCCGUGGAGGCCAUGGUUGA